Molecule: messenger RNA, 1693 nt
Organism: Linum tenue
Lineage: Eukaryota; Viridiplantae; Streptophyta; Magnoliopsida; Malpighiales; Linaceae
Source: the annotation of a GenBank genome assembly
GAGUUGGCAGGGCAGCGGAGCGAAGGAUAGACGUUUCAUCCGUCACUUCUCUGAUCUCAUCGUUGGCUCACCAUUUCCCCGAACAAAAACCGAUUAUUACCAACUGCUCCUCUCAAUUUCUGGUCUCCGACUGAGCAGAACACAGAGCAAUAUCAUGGACGAUCACAUUGGAGACGGAGAGACGCCGCCGGCUUUACAUAAUCCUCGUCGCGCGGGAGAAGAAGUAGGAGCGGAAACAGUACCCAGAGCUCACUCUCCUCCUCACCAAAACGGCGGAAGCCGAUCGAGCGGCGUCGUUCUCGGAGUUGACGGCGGCACUACCUCAACGGUCUGCGUCUGUAUGCCGUUCCUCGACUUCGGUGACGAGCUACCUGAUCCCGUCCCCGUUCUCGGACGCGCCGCUGCCGGCUGCUCCAACCACAACAGCGUCGGAGAAACUGCUGCGAGGGAAACAUUAGAACGCGUCAUGACGGAAGCCCUCGAGAAAUCAGGCUCCAAUCGGUCUGCAGUGCGAGCUGUGUGCUUAGGUGUGUCUGGUGUGAAUCAUCCGUCUGAUCAAGAGAGGGUACUGAAUUGGCUAAGGGAUAUGUUUCCUAUCAAUGUGAAGUUGUACGUGCGUAAUGAUGCUGUCGCUGCUUUGGCUAGUGGGACCAUGGGAAGGCUCCAUGGGUGUGUGUUAAUUGCUGGUACAGGCUGCAUCUCUUAUGGUAUUGCUGAUGAUGGUAAAGAAGCUCGGUCUUCAGGUGCAGGACCUGUCUUAGGUGACUGGGGGAGUGGCUAUGGAAUUGCAGCACGUGCAUUAACAGCAGUGAUAAGGGCUCAUGACGGACGUGGCCCACCAACGAAACUUACAAAUAAGAUGCUGAAGACACUUGGCCUUUCUACUCCUGAUGAAAUCAUAGGGUGGACUUAUGCAGAUUCAUCGUGGGCACGCAUCGCAGCUCUUGUUCCUGAAGUGGUAGCUUGUGCAGAAGAUUCAGAUGAAGUUGCGGAUAAGAUUCUUGUCAAUGCGGUACAGGAAUUGGCAUUAAGUGUGAAGGCGGUUGUUGAACGGCUUAAUUUGUGUGGUGAAGAUGGAAAAGGCUCUUUCCCUGUGGUAAUGGUUGGUGGAGUCCUUGAAGCUAACAAGGGAUGGGAUAUAGGAAAUGAAGUUAUGAAAUGUGUUAAGGAGAACUUCAGUGGUGCUUAUGCAGUUAGGCCGAAGGUGGAACCUGCAGUUGGAGCAGCUCUACUGGCUAUUAACUUCAUCACUAAAGAUUCAUUGGCGAACGAUAGCUGAUCGGGAGGACAGAGGCCAUCAUUGUUGUGAAAUUUGACUGUAAAGAUAUACCUUCGUCCAAAAUUUGCACAGAAUCACUGGAAGAAAGAUAGAUUAGACUCUUGGGGUUUGUGUGUGCUUGGGGGGGUUCAGCGCAAUUGAGACAGUUUGUGAUACUCCAAUGGGGUAAUAGUCUCAAUGACUCAACACUGACAUCAAAGAAAUUGUGAAGCCAAAGAAACCUUUGGCUGAAGUGUUAUGAUCCGAUUGCCUUGCUCAAGAUUGUAUAACAUGUCUGCAAAAUUCACACAUUGCUCUGAUCUCACGCAGUGAGGAGAAGCGGUUUUUGUGCUCACUGCUAUCUGCCAUCAUCGUUGGGGAUGGGCUGCUGCUGCUUUCCUUGACGGCUGGUAAUGGCUUUGAGCUUCUCGACUU